Mytilinidion resinicola is the source of this 809-nucleotide messenger RNA. RefSeq lists its product as uncharacterized. The coding region runs from base 208 to 702 and encodes 164 amino acids. The record is from RefSeq and is a predicted model, not a curated record. NCBI's taxonomy places the organism in Eukaryota, Fungi, Ascomycota, Dothideomycetes, Mytilinidiales, Mytilinidiaceae. The transcript is spliced from 2 exons.
UUGCCUUUUAAUAAAUGCUGGUGGUUAGCUGUUAAGUGGUUUGUGUUCACAGGAAGUUAUGCAGGUUAAUGUCAUCCGCGCUAGUGCUAGCUGCAUAUCUUUCAGAUUACACUUCAACCUCAACUUCAAGUCGCCAACUUCCGUUUACCACUUUUAAGCUGUUAAAUCAAGCUGAAAUGCCUCCAGCCAAGCGGGUUAGACUCGAUCAUGAUACGGAGCUCCCUAAAGAGGCGCCUGGAGGAACAACACAGGUACCAGGUACAGAAUCAGCGUCACCAGCGCGUCCGCUUCCUCGACCUCCCAGGCAAGCUCUGGAAUUCAAUCUACACCCACUGUCUAGCCGGCCACGAAUACAGCCUUAAGCUCCGUGUCUACACCCAGCCCUCACACAGGAACCGCCUCUACCUACCCCGCCUAGCGUCCCCCCACGUAACACUCUUCAGCUACACGGCUUUCAAUAACCUGGCCCGCAACAUCAGUCCCCUCGGCCGCGCACACAUCCAGCAUCUGCAGUUCAAUUGGUAUGAGAAGUGGGCGUGUGAUAUAGGUACGGUGCUGAGGAAGAAACCGGGGGUUCCGGCGCUAUUGGCGCAGUUUGAGCGGUUGCGGACGGUGGACUUGAGGGUUAGUGCAAAGUAUCGUACAGCGCGGCGACAAAGCGUGGAGGCGGUGGAGUUUGUCAAGAGGCAUGGCUUGGUAUGAGAGAGUUGAAGGCGAGGGGUGUUGAUGUACGCCUUGUGGUCAAGGAUGAGUUUGACGAUGAGGCUGAUGAGCGGGCGGAGGGGUGGAGGAGGGAGGUUAUGGAGCUC